Messenger RNA from Pseudophryne corroboree (corroboree frog), 2595 nucleotides. It is a transcript of the gene DNM1L, whose product is annotated as dynamin 1 like. Gene Ontology annotation, cellular component: mitochondrion; cytoplasm; membrane. The record is from RefSeq and is a predicted model, not a curated record. The coding region runs from base 161 to 2368 and encodes 735 amino acids. Gene Ontology annotation, biological process: mitochondrial fission; mitochondrial fragmentation involved in apoptotic process. Lineage: Eukaryota; Metazoa; Chordata; Amphibia; Anura; Myobatrachidae. Gene Ontology annotation, molecular function: GTPase activity; microtubule binding; GTP binding. The transcript has 20 exons.
AUGCGCGCCUAAUCUUCCGCGCCCUCCCGCAUCAGUCCUCACUGCCGCAAAGGGCUGUGGGCCAGGUGAAUGGUUGCUUAGUGGUGGUGCAGGCGGCAGAGAGCAGCGGCCGCUCCCGCCCCCCUGUCCCUCCAUCCGUAGACCGCCACAGGCCUGAGACAUGGAGGCCCUCAUCCCGGUCAUCAACAAGCUCCAGGACGUCUUCAACACGGUGGGAGCCGACGUCAUUCAACUGCCCCAGAUCGUGGUGGUGGGGACCCAGAGCAGCGGAAAGAGCUCCGUACUUGAGAGCUUAGUUGGCCGGGAUCUGCUCCCCCGAGGCACUGGGAUCGUGACGAGAAGACCCCUGAUUCUACAGCUGGUGCACGUGCCCGCGGAUGACCGCCGCAAAACCUCCGGGGAAGAGAACGACCUGGACUCCUGGAAAAAUCCAAGAUCCUUAUCCAAAGGGGUCGAGGCUGAUGAAUGGGGUAAAUUCCUCCACACCAAAAACAAGAUCUACACAGACUUCGAUGACAUCCGCCAAGAAAUCGAGAAUGAAACGGAAAGGAUUUCUGGCAAUAACAAAGGUAUUAGCUCAGAGCCCAUCCAUCUGAAGAUAUUCUCCCCGAAUGUCGUCAACCUGACACUGGUGGAUCUGCCGGGAAUGACUAAGGUACCAGUGGGAGACCAGCCUAAGGAUAUUGAAUUACAGAUCAGAGAGCUUAUUCUGCGGUAUAUUAGCAACCCCAAUUCCAUCAUCCUGGCCGUCACCGCCGCCAAUACGGAUAUGGCAACAUCUGAGGCGCUGAAGAUCGCCCGGGAGUCUGAUCCGGACGGUCGGCGAACGCUCGCUGUUAUCACCAAGCUGGACCUCAUGGACGCUGGAACGGACGCCAUGGAUGUUCUGCUAGGGAGGGUUAUUCCUGUCAAACUGGGCAUCAUUGGAGUGGUCAACAGGAGUCAGCUUGAUAUUAAUAACAAGAAGAUCGUGGCAGACUCCAUCCGGGACGAAUACGCGUUCCUUCAGAAGAAAUAUCCAUCUCUGGCCACUAGGAACGGAACCAAGUACCUAGCACGGACUCUGAACAGGCUCCUAAUGCAUCACAUCAGAGACUGUUUGCCAGAGCUGAAGACCAGGAUCAACGUUUUGGCGUCUCAGUAUCAGUCCCUGCUCAAUAGUUACGGUGAACCGGUGGAGGACCAGAGCGCAACCCUGCUCCAGCUCAUUACCAAAUUUGCCACAGAAUAUUGUAACACGAUUGAAGGAACCGCAAAGUACAUAGAGACGUCAGAGCUGUGCGGGGGAGCUAGAAUCUGCUACAUCUUCCAUGAAACCUUCGGGAGGACGCUGGAAUCUGUAGAUCCGCUGGGAGGUCUGACCACAAUUGACGUUCUCACAGCUAUACGAAACGCCACUGGUCCCCGGCCGGCCCUAUUUGUCCCAGAGGUUUCCUUCGAGUUGCUGGUAAAGAGACAGGUGAAACGGUUGGAGGAUCCGAGUCUCCGCUGUGUGGAACUUGUUCACGAGGAGAUGCAACGGAUUAUCCAGCACUGCAGUAAUUAUAGCACGCAGGAGCUGCUGAGGUUCCCAAAGCUACACGACGCCAUUGUGGAGGUGGUCACAUGUCUCCUGCGCAAACGCCUCCCGGUGACUAACGAGAUGGUACACAAUCUGGUGGCCAUCGAGCUAGCGUAUAUCAACACCAAACAUCCAGACUUUGCCGACGCCUGUGGAGUCAUGAACAACAACAUAGAGGAACAUAGACGGAAUAGACUAGCCGCCCCAUCCUCAACGCCUAGAGAGAAGUCCACUAAAGCUCCAGGGCCUCUGCUACCUGACGCUCUGGAGCCUCCCUCUGCUUCUUCUGCUGAGACUGAUGGCAAGGCGCCCCCUGCAGCGGGUACUGGGGAUGGCGCCCCAGAUGCUGGAACUGGGAACUGGAGGGGGAUGCUGAAAGCCUCUAAAGGAGAUGAUCCUUUAUCAGAAGAGAAGUACAGACCAGCUCCGCCAGCGCUCUCCAGCCCACAGAGGGGCUACGCUGUAAACCUGCUGGAUGUGCCUGUGCCCGUUGCCAGAAAACUCUCCGCUCGGGAGCAGCGAGACUGCGAAGUGAUCGAGCGCCUAAUUAAAUCCUACUUCCUAAUAGUGAGGAAGAACAUUCAGGACAGUGUGCCAAAGGCCGUGAUGCAUUUCCUGGUAAACCACGUGAAGGACACGUUACAGAGCGAGCUGGUGGGACAGCUGUACAAGUCUAUGCUGCUGGAAGACCUCCUGACAGAGUCCGAGGACAUGGCCCAGCGCAGGAAGGAGGCUGCCGAUAUGUUAAAGGCAUUGCAGAGAGCGAGCCAGAUAAUCGCCGAGAUCCGGGAGACGCACCUGUGGUGACCUGGCCGUCUUACAGGCCCCAUAAAAGCUUGAGGAGACUUCACAUAACUUGAAAACUGAUAGGAGAUUGCCAGUCAGUGUAUGCUGGGUAGAAUUUUAUUUAUAUAAAAAGAGAGAACCUCUAACCGUAUACAAUAUGUGGGGAGAACAGAUGUCACGGAGGGGAGCCUGCUGUAUUUAGCAAGCGAAAGUUAUACAAUUCACAAAAUAAAUAUUACGUCCAACUA